Messenger RNA from Conger conger (European conger), 1811 nucleotides. RefSeq names its product lipoic acid synthetase (gene lias). Gene Ontology annotation, cellular component: mitochondrion. Gene Ontology annotation, molecular function: lipoate synthase activity; 4 iron, 4 sulfur cluster binding. Gene Ontology annotation, biological process: lipoate biosynthetic process. The record is from RefSeq and is a predicted model, not a curated record. The transcript has 11 exons. Bases 214 to 1377 code for a protein of 387 amino acids. NCBI's taxonomy places the organism in Eukaryota, Metazoa, Chordata, Actinopteri, Anguilliformes, Congridae.
ACGAUCAAAGACAUACUUCAACUUCAGCAUGAACAAAUGUCACGAAUCACUUAGUUUUCUUAGAAUCAUUGUGGAGGAGAAAUAAAGAGUAUAUAUAAAUAAAUAAAAAAUCUGCAACAAUCUACAUCAAGUUCAGUUUAUGAUAGUUACCUUCCCCAACAGAACUGAGUAAUCAAUUGCAGAAUUUCAGAGUGUUGACGAACAGUUCGAGUCAUGGCGUUGAUUAUGCAGAGUGGUGGUGUUGCAGGUCGUUUCUCGUGUACCCGACUGUGGUUACACUUUCGUGGACUAGAGCUGCCGCAAGUUUGUGCAAAUGGUGUGACAACUGCUGCCAAAUCACAGUCGUUGCUGAAGGAGAGAAAGAAGGAACUGCGCGAGGACGGGCCGGACUUGCAGGACUUCAUCUCUGGGGAGUUGUCUGAGAAGAGUGGGUGGGAAGAAUACCGGGGAAAUCUAAAGCGACAAAAGGGGGAGAGGCUGAGGCUGCCUCCGUGGCUGAAGACAGAGAUCCCCAUCGGGAAGAACUACAACAAGCUGAAGAACACGCUGCGGGACCUGAACCUGCACACUGUGUGUGAAGAGGCUCGAUGUCCCAAUAUUGGAGAGUGCUGGGGAGGGGGGGAAUAUGCCACAGCUACAGCCACCAUCAUGUUGAUGGGGGACACAUGCACAAGGGGGUGUCGGUUCUGCUCGGUGAAGACAGCGCGAAAACCGCCCCCUCUGGAUCCCAACGAGCCAGACAACACGGCCAAAGCCAUUGCCGCUUGGGGCCUGGACUACGUAGUUCUGACAUCUGUGGACAGAGAUGACAUCGCUGAUGGAGGAGCUGAGCACUUCGCCAAAACUGUGUCCAACCUAAAGGGGAGGAGCCCCCAGAUCCUGGUAGAGUGUUUGACCCCUGACUUCAGGGGGGACCUGACAGCGGUGGAGAAGAUCGCCCUAUCUGGGCUAGACGUGUACGCACACAACGUGGAGACAGUUCGACAGCUGCAGAGGCAUGUACGUGACCCACGGGCCAACUUUGACCAAUCGCUGAGUGUCCUGCGCCACGCCAAGGUCGUGAACCCCUCAGUUCUGACCAAGACCUCCAUCAUGCUGGGGCUCGGAGAGACUGACGAGCAGGUCCAUGCCACCAUGAACGAGCUCAGGGAGUCAGGGGUGGACUGUUUGACUCUGGGACAGUACAUGCAGCCCACCAAACGACACCUCAAGGUGGAAGAGUACGUGACGCCUGAGAAAUUUGCACACUGGGAGGAGAUUGGGAAGGACAUGGGCUUCGCCUACACAGCAAGUGGGCCGCUAGUGCGUUCAUCUUACAAAGCAGGGGAAUUCUUCUUGAAGAAUCUCAUUGAGAAGAGGAGGGCUGCAGCCGAAUAAAGCCCUUUAUGGCUUUCCCACUUUUCCAGGACCCCUCCACUCUCCAACCCCUCUAAAGCCUCUACACAGUAGCUGCCAUAUACCUGUAUGAGCAUGAAUGAACACAGAACUACUGAGAAAUAAUUUCAGUGUCACGACUGCAGCGGCACAAACGGAUUAUAAGCGCACAAAGACAAUGGGGCAAAGUGGGGUGCAAAAGCGUGUUGAGGGAUGGUUAGACUGACCGGCAGUAGGAGUAUUCUUCGGGAACAGAAUGUUAUGUUUUGAUAAUGGGUGUGAUGUGGGUAUUUGUGACUACUAAUGUCUUAUGUAGUUAAAUCUGCGUAGGGUGACAUGUGUAACCAGAGUCACAGUAGUUCUACCCAACGGCUAUUCUACUUCAUGACCUCACUGACAGUAUUUUAAAUAAAGCACCGCUCCAUUCCUCUUGAUAA